AUGACAUCAUAUCCACCUCGAGCGCCUGAGAAUGGUUUGAAGUUCACUUCCAUAACCCAUAGUUGUCCGUAUCCCUACAUUGAGGAAACAGCCCAUGUCGGUCACAAAGUCUUGAUCACGGGUGGGACACGAGGCAUUGGCCGAUGCAUUGCCGUAGCCUUUGCAAAAGCCGGAGCCGCAGCGAUUGCAGUCGCGGAUAUAUCUGAAGACUUCGACAAGCUGGCUCAUGACAUGAUCCAGGCAGCUCAGGGCAAUGGCUUUGACCCUCCCCAGAUUGUUUUGCACAAGCUUGAUGUCACGAAUGAGGAGAGCGUCCGUACCUGUGCCGGACUUAUUCGGGAGGAAUUUGGUGGUAAACUUGAUGUCCUUGUCAAUAAUGCCGGAUUCAUGACCCCCGCUAUGAGUCUCCCUGAAUCGGAUGCAGAGACUUGGUGGAAGACAAUUGAAGUCAACCUCAAGGGUCCGUACUUGAUGAGCAAGUACUUUGUCCCUCUGAUUUCGGCGGCAGUUGGUGGGCCACAAACCAUCCUCAAUAUCAACAGCGUUGCAGCGCAUAAUUUGCGACACAUGGCCAGCGCCUACGGAACAAGCAAGUUUGCUGUCCUCAAGCUGACCGAGUUCCUAUUGGUGGAGGCGGCAGAAAGAGGACUCGUAGCCUAUAGCGUCCAUCCAGGUGCCGUCUUAACAGAGCUCGCCGAGAAAGGAAUGCCUGCAGAUACUUUGGCCGGCUUGACUGACAAUCCUGAAUUGGCGGCUUCGACUGUUGUGUGGUUGUCUGGCGAGAGGCGUGAAUGGUUGUCGGGUAGAUAUCUCAGCGCUACGUGGGACAUGGAGGAGGUUGUUGCUAGAAGAGAGGAGAUUAUUAAAGAUGACAAACUGAAGGUCAGACUCGUCGUCUAA
Molecule: messenger RNA, 900 nt
Organism: Pestalotiopsis fici W106-1
Lineage: Eukaryota; Fungi; Ascomycota; Sordariomycetes; Amphisphaeriales; Sporocadaceae
Exons: 2
Coding region: 1-900 (299 amino acids)
Molecular function (GO): oxidoreductase activity, acting on the CH-OH group of donors, NAD or NADP as acceptor
Source: RefSeq, a predicted model, not a curated record